AUGCCGAGGAACGCUGUGGUCAUCUUGCGCUACGGGCCAUACAGCGCGUCGGGGCUCUCAGUGGAACACCGCACCUUCCGCCUGGAGGGCCUGCAAGCUGUGUUGACCAAAGAUGGACAUGAUGUCUUCCUAGAGAAGAUAGAAGACUGGAAUGUGGUAGAACUCAUGGUGAAUGAAGAAAUCGUCUUCCAUUGCAACAUUAAGGACUUGGAGUUUGGCAAGCUCACCCCAAGUAGUGACAAGACAGCCACCAGCAUGCCCAGGCUGACAUUUCACUGGCUGAGAAACCUAAUAGAAAGAAUAGCUUUUCUUCCCAAGAGUGCCAAUAAAAGCACAGCCUGAUUUUUAUCAGCUCAGAUUGGAUCAGUCCUGUGUCCACUUAAGACCAAUCUCUGUGACCUGAGUUGGCCAGGUCUGAACCACAUGUUCACUUCUGGGGUAGAGAGGAUGGAAACUCAAUCCUAUUAG
Molecule: messenger RNA, 468 nt
Organism: Marmota flaviventris (yellow-bellied marmot)
Lineage: Eukaryota; Metazoa; Chordata; Mammalia; Rodentia; Sciuridae
Gene: C4H10orf53
Product: chromosome 4 C10orf53 homolog
Source: RefSeq, a predicted model, not a curated record